AGAUAGCCCACUUUUUAAUUGAAGGGAGCUGCUUCUACUUGGCUGUAGCAGGAGCAGUGAGCAAACCACAUGGAAGACUCCCAGGAUUUAAAUGAGCAAUCAGUAAAGAAAACGUGCUCAGAAUCCGAUGCUUCAGAACCUCAGAAUUCCAGGUCUAUGGAAAUGCAGGACCUAGCAAGUCCUCACAGUCUUGUUGGCAGUAGUGAUACUCCUGGUGGCUCCAAACUGGAUAAAUCCAGUCUCAGCAGCACGUCAGUCACUACAAAUGGGACAGGAGGGGACAACAUGACUGUUUUAAAUACAGCAGACUGGCUGUUGAGUUGCAACACCCCCUCUUCUGCAACAAUGUCUCUUCUUGCAGUCAAAACAGAGCCCUUGAACAGCAAUGAAACCUCAACCACGACUGGAGAUGGAGCGCUUGACACUUUUACUGGGUCAGUAAUAACAAGUAGUGGUUACAGCCCAAGGUCGGCGCACCAGUAUUCCCCACAGCUGUACCCUUCCAAGCCCUAUCCACACAUUCUUUCUACACCAGCAGCUCAAACAAUGUCUGCCUAUGCAGGCCAGACUCAGUAUUCGGGGAUGCAGCAGCCAGCGGUCUACACAGCCUACUCACAGACAGGACAGCCCUACAGCCUGCCCACUUACGAUUUGGGGGUGAUGUUGCCCGCCAUCAAGACAGAAAGUGGACUUGCUCAAACUCAGUCCCCAUUACAGAGUGGCUGCCUCAGUUAUAGUCCGGGCUUUUCCACCCCCCAGCCAGGACAGGCACCUUAUUCUUACCAAAUGCCAGGUUCUAGUUUUGCACCAUCAUCUACCAUUUAUGCAAAUAAUUCAGUUUCCAACUCAACGAAUUUCAGUGGUUCACAACAGGAGUAUCCAUCCUACACAGCCUUUGGCCAAAACCAAUAUGCACAGUAUUAUUCAGCAUCAACGUAUGGAGCAUAUAUGACAUCAAAUAACACAGCUGACGGCACAUCUUCAUCAACCUCAACCUAUCAGCUGCAGGAAUCUCUCCCAGGACUGACUAGCCAACCAGGUACAGAUCUUCACCCAGGAGAGUUUGAUACGGUGCAGAGCCCUUCCACACCUAUCAAGGAUCUUGAUGACAGAACAUGUAGAAGUUCUGGCUCAAAGUCUCGAGGAAGAGGCCGAAAAAAUAAUCCUUCCCCACCUCCUGACAGUGACUUGGAGCGUGUGUUUGUCUGGGACUUGGAUGAAACCAUCAUUGUUUUCCACUCACUGCUCACAGGGUCUUAUGCACAGAAAUAUGGGAAGGAUCCCCCAAUGGCUGUAACCCUUGGUCUCCGAAUGGAAGAAAUGAUCUUUAAUCUUGCUGAUACCCAUCUGUUUUUUAACGAUUUAGAGGAGUGCGAUCAAGUUCACAUAGAUGAUGUUUCCUCCGAUGAUAAUGGACAGGACUUAAGUACCUACAGUUUUGCAACUGAUGGCUUCCAUGCAGCUGCAAGUAGUGCAAACCUUUGUUUGCCAACAGGUGUAAGAGGAGGAGUGGACUGGAUGAGGAAGUUGGCUUUUCGUUACAGAAGAGUAAAAGAAUUAUAUAACACCUACAAGAACAAUGUCGGAGGACUCCUUGGCCCUGCAAAGAGGGACGCAUGGCUGCAGUUAAGGGCAGAGAUUGAAGGUCUGACAGAUUCCUGGCUGACAAAUGCACUUAAGUCUUUAUCGAUUAUCAGUACUAGGAGUAACUGCGUCAAUGUCUUGGUAACAACAACCCAGCUGAUCCCAGCACUAGCGAAGGUUCUUCUGUACAGCUUAGGAGGUGCUUUCCCCAUUGAAAAUAUUUACAGUGCAACUAAAAUAGGAAAAGAAAGUUGCUUUGAACGAAUAAUGCAAAGGUUUGGCAGAAAAGUAGUAUAUGUUGUAAUUGGGGAUGGUGUAGAAGAAGAACAGGCAGCAAAAAAGCACAACAUGCCCUUUUGGAGGAUAUCAAGUCACUCGGACCUUUUGGCUCUCCAUCAAGCACUGGAAUUAGAGUAUUUGUAACUGUGUUCUCUAGCUGGGGAUCCAUUUUAUAUACAUAUAAAUAUAUAUAUAUAUUUCAAGUACACUGAAUUUUUAUGUGUGAUUCAAUGCCUCUGGCUCUACACAUAUAAAUUGUCUUAAAGGAUGAAAUAUUUGGAAUGAAAAUUCCAAAAUGAAGAAUUCAGAUUGCUGAAUGAAAUUCAACUUUAGUGCUACAGAAACAAAACUCGAUGGUCUUAUAUUUACAACACUUUAAUGGUUUAUUAACAACAAUGACAAAGAUGAUGAUGAU
Dipodomys ordii (Ord's kangaroo rat) is the source of this 2278-nucleotide messenger RNA. RefSeq names its product EYA transcriptional coactivator and phosphatase 4 (gene Eya4). Gene Ontology annotation, cellular component: nucleus. The coding region runs from base 70 to 2007 and encodes 645 amino acids. Gene Ontology annotation, biological process: cell differentiation; negative regulation of extrinsic apoptotic signaling pathway in absence of ligand; multicellular organism development. The record is from RefSeq and is a predicted model, not a curated record. NCBI's taxonomy places the organism in Eukaryota, Metazoa, Chordata, Mammalia, Rodentia, Heteromyidae. Gene Ontology annotation, molecular function: protein tyrosine phosphatase activity. The transcript has 19 exons.